Molecule: messenger RNA, 492 nt
Organism: Chaetomium globosum CBS 148.51
Lineage: Eukaryota; Fungi; Ascomycota; Sordariomycetes; Sordariales; Chaetomiaceae
Exons: 2
Coding region: 1-492 (163 amino acids)
Source: RefSeq, a predicted model, not a curated record
AUGCGUUUCUCGCUAUUAGUGCCCGCCAUUGGGACUUUUGUGUUUGGUGCGACCUUCAUCGUCGCAGCCCGUCCGAAUGAUGCUGCGGCGAUCCUCCAAGAUUUACAGAGGAAGGUUGAAGCCAAGCUACACGAGACAAACAAGACAGCUCCCGGUUCCCUGCCCGGACAUGGAGGCCAAACAUGCACACUCGCCAACGCUGCCGUCCGCAAAGACUGUAAAAUGUUGGUGGAAAUUGGGGUUGAUGAUGCGGCGGCGGCGCCUGGGAUUUUGCCGACCGAGGAGCUGAUGUAUGGGAAGGAGGCGCAGGAGAUCAGGAUAGAGGUGGCGCUGAGGAUGCGGGCUGAGAUUCUCAAGGUGCGGAAGGCGUUGGGCGGGUAUCCCGAGCCCGAGCCGGCGUUUGGGUUGGCUGAGACGUGGCGGCUGGACGAGGAUAUCGAGGCCAAGAAGUACAAGAGCCGGGUUGAUGGGAGUGAUAUCAACCAGGAUUAA